CUUCCUCCUCCUCCUCUUCUCGAUCUCGACAGCUUUCGUCUUCGUUGCGGGCGGUCUUCCUCUUUCCAAUUUUUCUACGCCCACCUCUCCCUCUCUCUCUCUCUCUCUUUCUAUAUCCAUCAGCCUCACGUUUGACUUCUCUGUCUCUCUGUCACACGCAGUUCCUUGCGAACUCUUCCUUCUGUCUCUCUCCCCGUUUCUCUUUGGUGGACGGGAAGCGCCGGACGGCAUCGCGCGGGGGAGAUCGAGCUCCGGCGACCCGAGGUAGAAGCCUCAUUAGGAGAACCGGCAGCUCCAUUUUCUCGAAGAAAUGGCGAGGACAAUCCGAUGGGCGACCACUCAGGAUCUCUUGCUUGUUGCUGUAUUGAUUGUACUUCUAGAACUGGCGGUCGGAGAUCCAAGAACCCAGACUGUCAAGAUGACAUGCUCAGCCGUGCGAGAGCACAACGCCACUCUCUUCGUGCCCAACUUUGUGACUACCAUGGAGAACAUCAGCGACCAGAUGAGGACGUCCGGCUUCGGAAUUGCAGUGAUAGGAUCGGGGCCUGACACUAACUAUGGCCUCUCUCAGUGCUACGGAGACCUCUCUUUGCUCGACUGUGUCCUGUGCUAUGCAGAGGCGCGUUCCUUGCUUCCGCAGUGCUACCCUAACAACGGCGGCCGCAUAUACCUCGACGGCUGCUUCAUGAGAGCACAGAACUACAGCUUCUUUGAGGAGUACAUGGGGGCUGAGGACACUGCAGUGUGCGGGAACGUGACGCAGAAGGACACGGUGUUUCAAAAUUCAGCAAGACAGGCCGUGGCGAGCGCAGUCACGAGGGCGCCGAACAACAAUGGCUAUGCGCGUGCUGAAGUAGCCGUGCCAGGGACAGCAAAUGAAUCGACUUAUGUGCUGGCGAAUUGCUGGAGGACAUUGAACGCCACUUCUUGCAGGUUAUGCUUGGAGAAUGCAUCAAUGUCGAUGUUGGGGUGCUUGCCCUGGUCAGAGGGGAGGGCGUUACAUACAGGUUGCUUCAUGAGGUACUCCGAUACAAAUUUCCUCAACAACCAACCAGGAAAGGGGAGUAACAGAGGAACCAUAAUAGUGAUAACAGUUUCAGUUGUCAGUGCUCUGGUUGUCUUGGCAGUUGGAAUAACAGUAGCGUACUUUGUCUGGAAGCACAGAUACAUUCAAAAGAAAAGAAAAGGCUCUAACCACGCGGAGAAGUUUGUCAAGAUACUUCACGACAGUAGCCUGAAUUUCAAAUACUCUACCCUCGAGAAGGCCACCGGAUCUUUCGACAGCGCCAAUAAGCUCGGCCAAGGAGGAUUUGGCACUGUCUAUAAGGGAGUUCUUCCCGACGGAAGGGAGAUAGCUGUGAAAAGGCUCUUCUUCAACAAUAGGCAUAGAGCAGCUGACUUCUACAAUGAAGUGAACAUUAUAAGCAGUGUGGAGCACAAAAAUCUGGUCAGAUUGUUGGGAUGUAGUUGCUCUGGACCUGAAAGCCUUCUUGUCUAUGAGUUCCUCCCCAACAAGAGUCUCGACCGUUUCAUUUUCGAUCAAAACAGAGGAAAGGCAUUAAACUGGGAAAAAAGAGUGGAUAUUAUGGUUGGGACCACAGAGGGUUUGGUAUAUCUUCACGAAAACUCCAACAUCAAGAUAAUUCACAGGGACAUAAAAGCCAGUAAUAUCUUGUUAGACUCAAAACUUCGGGCUAAAAUAGCUGACUUUGGGUUGGCCAGAUCUUUCCAGGAAGAUAAGAGUCACAUAAGCACAGCCAUUGCUGGAACAUUGGGAUAUAUGGCUCCAGAGUACCUAGCACAUGGUCAGCUUACAGAGAAAGCAGACGUCUACAGCUAUGGUGUUCUCUUGCUGGAGACUGUCACAGGAAGACAGAACAACAGAAGCAAAAACUUAGAAUACUCAGACAGCCUCAUCACAAUUGCAUGGAACCAUUUCCAAGCAAAUAGAGUGGAGGAGCUUUUCGACCCGAACUUGAUGUUACAUAACUACCACAACAGCAAUAUCAAGAAUGAGGUCUUAAGAGUCAUCCAUAUAGGACUAUUGUGCACGCAAGAGGCUCCUUCUUUGCGGCCAACAAUGUCCAAGGCAUUGCAGAUGCUAACAAAGAAGGAUGAAGAACUCCCACCACCCACCAAUCCCCCUUUUAUAGACGAAAGGACAAUGGAGCUCAAUGACACGUUUGACGACCCAUCUUUUCCACUGAACCCUAAAACAUCGGAUUCAAUUGCCACCAUAUCAAACAGUUCCUUCCAGCCUAGGUGAAUUGUGGAUAUCUAUUAGUGGGCAGUAUCUCACCUGACUAAUAAAGAUACACGAAAGAAGAGUCGAUAUUCAUAUAUCUAGAAAGAACCAACUAUGGAGAUCAGGGGCUGGACCUAUUCGGCCUGAUGAUGCAAGCAUCCAGACAGGGAACAUAGUGAUGACCAUCAGACAAAGGGCGAGUCAACAAGCAGUUGAAGCACGAAGGUCGGCACCAUCUAAGUCAUUUGUAGAAUAUCACCACUUUAGUCGGAGGAUACCUCAAAUUGAGAAAGUGCAUUAAGGCAGCUUCUGCAAUUUUGAAGGAAAGAAAGGGUGUAUAUGAACAUAAAAAUAGCUAAACUAUACAGAGUCAUGUUUUGAUUGCUUUGUAUC
Messenger RNA from Syzygium oleosum, 2638 nucleotides. Its product is annotated as cysteine-rich receptor-like protein kinase 2. NCBI's taxonomy places the organism in Eukaryota, Viridiplantae, Streptophyta, Magnoliopsida, Myrtales, Myrtaceae. Gene Ontology annotation, molecular function: protein kinase activity; ATP binding. Gene Ontology annotation, biological process: protein phosphorylation. The transcript has 8 exons. The coding region runs from base 311 to 2266 and encodes 651 amino acids. The record is from RefSeq and is a predicted model, not a curated record.